This is a messenger RNA of Closterium sp. NIES-65, 906 nucleotides long. Lineage: Eukaryota; Viridiplantae; Streptophyta; Zygnematophyceae; Desmidiales; Closteriaceae. The record is from the annotation of a GenBank genome assembly.
AUGAACUUCGCGCUUCUGCGUAAUACAUCUUGUAUUAGCGCAUUGUGUUUCCAAGCCUCGCGCAAUCAUCGCGCUGCGUUUCCCGGUCGCCUUCCUCUCUUGCGCAUCGCCUAUCACUCUCUUGUCGCCUUCGCGCUCUCUCUCCCAUCGCCUAACGCGCUCUCUCUCCCGUCGCCUCCGCGCUCUCUCUCCCGUCGCCUCCGCGCUCUCUCUCCCGUCGCCUCCGCGCUCUCUCUCCCGUCGCCUUGGCGAUCUCUCUCCCAUCGCCUUCGCGCUCUCACUCCCAUCGCCUUUGCGCAAUCUCCCCUCCCAUCCCGUCCACUUCAUCUCCUAUCGCUCACGUCCACCCCUCCCAUCCUGUCGUUCGCUUCUUUUCAACUCCCAUCCCGUCGUUCGCUUCCUUUCCCCUCCCAUCCCGUCGUUCGCUUCCUUUCCCCUCCCAUCCUGUCGUUCGCUUCCUUUCCCCUCCCAUCCCGUCGUUCGCCUCCUCUCCCCUCCCAUCCCGUCGUUUGCCUCCUUUCCCCUCCCAUCCCGUCGUUCGCUUCCUUUCCCCUCCCAUCCCGUCGUUCGCUUCCUUUCCCCUCCUAUCCCGUCCUUUGCUUCCUUUCCCCUCCCAUCCCGUCGUUCGCCUCCUUUCCCCUCCCAUCCCGUCGUUCGCUUCCUUUACCCUCCCAUCCCGUCGUUCGCUUCCUUUCCCCUCCCAUCCCGUCAUUUGCUUCAUUUCCCCUCCUAUCCCAUCGUUUGCCUCCUCUCCCCUCCCAUCCCGUCGUUCGCCUCCUCUCCUCUCCCAUCCCGUCGUUCGCUUCCUUCCCCUCCCAUCCCGUUCCCAAGGAACCCUUUUUCUCGCAGCUCUUCCAUUCGUCCGCCAACAUUCACUCCCAGAUCAUGCAUAGGUGUGUGCGCUGA